Molecule: messenger RNA, 1773 nt
Organism: Vitis riparia (riverbank grape)
Lineage: Eukaryota; Viridiplantae; Streptophyta; Magnoliopsida; Vitales; Vitaceae
Product: protein WVD2-like 5
Exons: 9
Coding region: 155-1519 (454 amino acids)
Molecular function (GO): microtubule binding
Source: RefSeq, a predicted model, not a curated record
GGCUCCAAGCCUCGAUUCCAAAAAGCCGAGUGUUCCCAAAAAAGGCACUUCUGGAUCUCUUUGCUAUUUCAACCCCUACAUCAAUGGUGUCUUAAUUGCCCCAUUCAGUGUAUGAUGUUUUGGAUCAGUUAGUGUGUUGGAUAUUGGCAAUUCCAUGGUUGAUGUGGAGAUGAGCCACCAAAAUGAGGUUCCUAACUCUGAUGCAGAAGGGUUUUUCAUGCGAAAAGUAAAUGGGAUUCUUAAUGGUCCCAUGGAAAAUGAAGCACCAGAUGGGAGUACCAAAAUAAUUUCUGAGUUGGGAGAGAGUGAAACUCUUGAAUCUCUGGCACAGAAAGCUGGAGACGGGUCUAAUCUCCUUGCUGAUGGAAGUGUUUCAAUUGUGUCUAAGGAAUCUAGAGUAGAAGGCACAAAUAACACAAACCUCUCCAGAAAAGGUCAAGGAAAGACUGAUGCUGAGAAGCUUUCAAACAACAAGAGUACUGAAAGAAAUAACAAAUAUGGGAAACAUUUAGAUGCAAUAUAUGCUGUUUCAAAUGGCUCUGUCGCUUUGAAGCAACCUCUUGCUCUUGCCACCAACCAGAGAUCAUCUGAUGAGAGGCAGAUUGCUGAAGGCAUCUCAAAUAUUGAUUCAAGCAGGGAUGCAAUGUUGGCAGCUGAGCCUAGUACCACCAAACUGUCCCUGCAAUCUAAAAAGUCUUACAUGGUACCCCCUCCCAUGAGCAUGAAGGAAUUGCAAGGCCAUAAGGAACAGACAAAGCAUUUGAAACCUGUGAAACAGGGAUCACCUGCUAAAGUUGAAGAAACAGCACAUUCUGCUUCUUUAAGCCCUGAGGAAGGAGAUGCUAAACCUCAACGAACAGGCCAUCUUCCUGCAUAUGGCUUCAGUUUCAAGUGUGAUGAGAGAGCUGAGAAACGAAAAGAAUUCUAUUUGAAGCUUGAGGAAAAGACUCAUGCGAAGGAAGUGGAAAGAACUAAUAGGCAAGCCAAAUCCAAGGAGACUCAAGAAGCAGAGAUUAAGAUGCUACGGAAGAGCUUAAAUUUUAAAGCAACCCCUAUGCCAAGCUUCUACCAUGAACCUACACCCAAGGUGGAGUUGAAGAAGAUGCCACCAACAAAAGCUAAAUCUCCCAAGCUCAGCUGCCAGAAGAACUCACCAAUGGCAGUCACAGAAGAGAACAGCAGCCAAAGCACUCGUUUGGGCCGUCUAAGUCUAGAUGAGAAAACCACCCAAAAUGGUCCCACCAAAAGAUCAUCCCCUCAGCAAUUGAAGAAGCCACUCCGAAAAUCUCUACCAAAACUUCCCUCACAGAAAACCACCUUAGCUAGUGGAACAGAGAAUACCACGUCUCUUGCCCAACAUCAGGAACAUCAUAAGGUGGAGCAGGAGGCAGGACAGACUUGUGAGCCAGCCAAAAGCCAAGUUCAUGUAGAUACAGAGUCUGCAGAAGAAAAGGAGCAAGAGCAAGAGCAAGAGCAAGAUUCCUUUGGGGAACUAAAGACCGAGCCAACUGCUUGCUGAGUUCAACCAGGGGCAGCAUUGAAAUGGGGAAUAUGUAUUCAAAGAACCCCAAAUUCCAUUUCUACUGAAAUAUGAAAUAGUAGAAUUAUGAAGGUGUGAAUGAUCUUGACUCAUGUUUUAGUAAUGUUCACUUGUUCAUAGCCUGUGGCAAAGAGGAGUUGCUAUUUGUCUGCUAGUCCCAGUUAUGGUUGUGUAUCAGGAUUUGAUUUGCAUUUCAGUAUCAUAUUUUCUAAUGAUCACUUGUUUUAUGCUCA